UGUUCUUCGGGGUGCUCAACGAUGCGAAGCAAGCUUGCUCCGCGACAAAACGAGGGCCGCGCGAACUGCCACCGACGUCAAUGAGAGGGGAUGAAGAACGACAAACGGCCCGAUUCCUGACCUUGUGCCCGACGUCAGUCCACGCGAUCCGCACGCGUGCCUGUCCAAGAUCUAAUUGCUAUCGCGCGCCCAAGCUAGAGCCAACUGCUCUCCUCAUCAACAAAGUCUCUGAAACGUCGACAGCCACACCAUGGCCAACUCGCCCGAAGAGCGCGCCCACUGGCGCGAUGUGCUGCGCGCAUUCGACGGAUACAUGCAGUACCACCUCUCGGCCAACCAUGCGCGCCGGAUGGCGUUCCUCGCUCUGCCGCGCGACGCGCGCGACGUCUUCGAGACGCUCGGAUACCGCGAGAAGCUUGAGGCCGUGGACGAGGGGAUCCGCCUUAACGCGGAAUUCAUCGAUCUCAUGAUCGCCGACCCGGUGUUCGCGGACAUGCUGGCCGAGCCGGAGGGGGCGGGGCGAGACGACGAGUCGCUGGACGGCGAUGGUGAUGGGCACGGACACGGACACGGACACGGACAUGGUCACGGACAUGGACACGCGCACGGCCAUGCGGACGGGCCUGCGCCGGCGGGAAAGACGGCGGCCGCGGAGCGCGACCUGCGGCAGGACAAGGUGCGGAGCACGCUGCGCUCCUUUGUGCGCGACUGGGCGGUCGAGGGCCGCGCUGAGCGCGACGCAUGCUACGCGCCGAUUCUUGCUGCGCUGGACGCACACUUCCCCGCCGCGGGGCGCGGGGACGUCAAAGUCCUCGUGCCCGGCUGCGGGCUGGGGCGGCUCGCGAUGGAGAUCGCGGCGCGAGGCUUCUGGGCACAGGGCAACGAGUUCAGCACGUACAUGCUCAUCGGGAGCCACUUUGCGCUCAACCAGUCGACGCGCGUAGGCGAGCACACGAUCUUUCCGUGGCUGCACAGUUUCUCGAACCACUCGUCGACGGAGCAUGGGCUGCUGCGCAGCGUGCGCGUGCCAGACGUCGUGCCCGCCGACAUCCUUGGCGGGCGCGGCUGGUUCAGCCUCGUCGCGGGCGACUUUGAGGAGGUGUAUGGUCCGACGCACUGGUUUGGCGAUGGGGAAGAGGAGGGGAAUGGGCAUGGCGCGCAGGUUAGAGAUGAGGAAGAUGAGGAAGAACACGGCCGCAUCAACCAGCGUGGCCGGUGGGGAGCUGUCGUGACGUGUUUCUUCAUUGAUACCGCGCGCAACGUCCUCAAUUACCUCCGCAUCAUCCAUGGCCUGUUGGCGGACGGCGGGGUGUGGAUCAACGUCGGCCCUCUGCUGUGGCACUUCGAGAACGCAGGGACGUCGCCCAAGGGCGAGGGCUCGAUCGAGCUCAGUCUCGACGAGGUCAAGGCGCUCGCGCGCAUGGUCGGGUUCGAAAUCUCGAACGAACGCACCAUCUCAUCGACGUAUACGGGCGUACCCGACUCUAUGCUGGAGCACGUAUACAACUGUGCAUUUUGGACCGCGACAAAGGUCAAGCCUGAGGGGCGGGCCAUCACGGCAUGAGCCCACCCUCACUCCUCACAACCACCCAUCCACAUAGCACACACCGUAAUCUGAAAACAUGCAUGUCGAGGCUACAUGGCUCUAU
Cutaneotrichosporon oleaginosum is the source of this 1649-nucleotide messenger RNA. RefSeq lists its product as uncharacterized. The record is from RefSeq and is a predicted model, not a curated record. NCBI's taxonomy places the organism in Eukaryota, Fungi, Basidiomycota, Tremellomycetes, Trichosporonales, Trichosporonaceae. Gene Ontology annotation, molecular function: S-adenosylmethionine-dependent methyltransferase activity.